This is a messenger RNA of Phytophthora nicotianae INRA-310, 246 nucleotides long. RefSeq lists its product as hypothetical. Bases 1 to 246 code for a protein of 81 amino acids. NCBI's taxonomy places the organism in Eukaryota, Oomycota, Peronosporomycetes, Peronosporales, Peronosporaceae. The record is from RefSeq and is a predicted model, not a curated record. The transcript has a single exon.
AUGACUGUUGUGAAUGGAUAUAUCGUACGCUGCUUAACGGUUAAGAAGCGAGAAGAAAAGCCACCUACACAUGCCGACUACUUGCGCCGCCUCCACGCUCAGCUGCUCCCGCUCUGGGAGAUCAAUUUCGAGACACAUCCCAACGCCGAAGACCUGGUUAACGUACCGAUACUGAGUCAAGAGCACCUGUUAGUAAGCACAAACAGCUUCUAUACAAUCACCAAGCAGCACAAUCGUAGACAAUAA